Molecule: messenger RNA, 1486 nt
Organism: Nerophis ophidion (straightnose pipefish)
Lineage: Eukaryota; Metazoa; Chordata; Actinopteri; Syngnathiformes; Syngnathidae
Product: visinin-like
Exons: 4
Coding region: 231-809 (192 amino acids)
Molecular function (GO): calcium ion binding
Source: RefSeq, a predicted model, not a curated record
GCCAUCAGACAAGACAUUCCCGCUGGUCCCGCACGGAUCUGCUGCUCUCACACAGGAGACGACCGACGAGCGUUUUCGACCUUGUGGACACUCACCAGGCAUAAUUGACUUAAUAAGCUUUGCUUCUUCCAGGGCUGAGCUAAGGGCCCACACCAGGAGCGUUCUUCUGGAAGAGUCUACCGUCCGGCAGAGAAGGUCAUAAGCAUCGUCGUGGUAACCCAGCAGCAGUGAUGGGCAACUCGAAAAGCAGCGCCGUGUCCAAGGAGAUCCUGGAGGACCUGAAACUCAACACCAAGUUCUCCGAGACCGAGAUCGCCCAGUGGUAUGAAAACUUCAAGAGGCAGUGUCCCACCGGACGCAUCAGCAAGGAGGAGUUCCAGAGCAUCUACUCCAAGUUCUUCCCGGAGAGCGAUGCCAACACAUACGCGCAGCACGUCUUCCGCUCCUUCGACACCAACGACGACGGCACGCUGGACUUCAAGGAGUACAUCAUCGCCCUGCACAUGACCUCCACCGGGAAGACCACCAGGAAGCUGGAGUGGGCUUUCUCGCUCUUCGAUGUGGACAAGAACGGAUACAUCACCAAGUCCGAGGUCAAGGAAAUUUGCACGGCGAUCUUCAAGCUGAUUCCCAAGGAUGAAUUGUCCAAACUGCCGUCUGACGAAAACACUGCAGAGAAGAGGGCGGAUAAAUUGUGGAAGUACUUCGACAAAGGAGAUAACGACCGCGUGGCGGAGGGCGAGUUCAUCAAGGGGGUGUUGGAGAAUGACGAGGCCCUUCGCUUAAUCCAGUACCAGCCCCCGCAGUAGCCCCCCCCAACUUUGUCUGACCUCUGACGGCACCUUCCAAUGGCGAAGAAUCUACUCGCGUUCACGUGAGACGUCUGGCAGCAGCUCGGCAGAGAGUGCGCAUGUGCACUAGUUCCACUUCCUGUUUUGUGUCAUGACAAUGAGUUUGUCUCUAGCACGGUUGCGUGACCAACAAGUGUGUAGUCGUGUCUCCUCAGCCAAACCUUAUUUGCUACCUUUGUGUCGCUAAAAGUGUUUUUGUCAUUUUGCACAACACGCCCCACCCAGACCCGCACCCCAUCAAUUCUAUGGAAAUAUUGUCAAUAAAGGCUGUCGUAAAUCAUCCCAUAUUAUGGAUGUCCGAUGUGCAGCACCCAGUGAACAUAAAAAUAAAAAAAAUACCGUUUUAAAACAAAAGCCUGCAAAAUUGAAAAAUCGAAGUUAAAGUCCCAACGAUAGUCACACACACACUAGGUGUGGUUAAAUUAUCCUCUGCAAUUGACCCAUCCCCGUGUUCACCCCCUGGAAGGUAAGGGGAGCAGUGAGCAGCACCGGUGGCCGCGCUCAGGAAUCAUUUGAUGAUUGACAAUUUGAUGCAAAUAAUAACACAAAGAAAUGAAGGUUGAUUUUUUUUCUUAAGAUAUAACUUAUUAGCAUAUUGGAUUGUUUUUACACAAUAAAAAAAUUGGCAAAGUGAA